Messenger RNA from Grus americana (Whooping crane), 3357 nucleotides. RefSeq names its product vexin (gene VXN). The record is from RefSeq and is a predicted model, not a curated record. The transcript has 4 exons. Bases 42 to 368 code for a protein of 108 amino acids. Lineage: Eukaryota; Metazoa; Chordata; Aves; Gruiformes; Gruidae. Gene Ontology annotation, biological process: neurogenesis; neuron differentiation.
UGGAGCCACUUGCUGAAUAUUGUUAGUACCUAAUAUGCAAGAUGAGAGGAGCAGGAAUCACUGAACGGGAGUCAUCCAAGUCCUGUAAUCACCUGUUGGAUGGAAAAUCUUCAUUCCCACCAUCACCGGUUGCCCAUAUCACAGCGAAAGCAGCGGCUGCCACAGACUCUCCUACAGACGACCACAGGCAGCGCUGGAGGAAGACGGCGGAGUACGACCUGACCCUGCCACCGGGAGCAGAAGCUUCCCUACCGUUGACGGGAGGCAACCUGUGCGGGACACCCAGCCUCCUGAGGAAGAUGUGGAUGAAGCACAAGAAGAAGUCAGAGUACCUGGGGGCAACAAACAGUGCCUUUGAGGCAGACUGAUAAGGCUCAGCAGCACCUGGAAAGACAGAAGGUCCUUUAGCCAGGACAAGGUGCUCUAGGAUCAAUGAGGGAAAACAUUAUCCUUUUUAUUACUUGAUGCCAUUGCCUCAGAAUGGUGGGAGAAAGGCUAACUAAGGUAAAAACGGUGAAUGUGCUGCAACUCACUGGUUGGUCUUUGUUGUGAUAUACUAAAACCCCAAGUAUCCCACUAGAAUUAUGUCUUGACUCAAUGACGUUGAAAUUACUGCUGGCCCAUUCAGCAUUUUACAUGUCCUGUCUGAAUCAGCUCGGACUCACAACACAAAAAGCCUACCAAGAGGUUUGUGUAUCCCUUCAAGGCAACAGAUUGAUUACAGUGGGCCAUUAAAUCCCAGGGGUCUGCUCGUUGUGUACCACUGCUUGUCCUCUUCCCCCUCACAUAUCAUGAGAUAAAAAAAACACAUCUUACGAUAUGCUUGGUUGAAUGACAUAAGGCUAAACAUCUUUUUUUUUUUUUCUUCAGUUUUUGGUGUUUUAAGACAGGAGUAACAGAUGCAAAAAUUUUAAAAGAACGGGUGAGUCAGAACUGAGCAAGUUUGCAAACACACAUUUAGCAAACUUUGCUAUGUGACAAGUGAUUGGUAUUUCAAAGUGUCCUGCCAGAUCAAACUAUGAGCAACUGGAUAACCUCAAGAGAUACUUUCUUCCAUAGAACUUGCUUAUACAUUAACUGAUAGUCAGCAACUUACUCUCUACAUAUGUGGUAGAGGAUAGUUCACUAAGUGCACAAAAUACCAGGAGGAAAGAAAAUACGUAAAGGAUGCAACUAGGCGACUAAACAUGAGGUAUUUGCAUCCAGGAGACCUGUGCUUAUGAAUAGAUGGAUUUAAUGGAAUUUGCUCAAAAAAUUUUCUCAAUUUUUUUUUCAAUUUAGAAAUUGCUAGUCAUGGCCCCUUGGGUUUUCCUCUUAAAAAAAAAAAAGUUUUACAAAACAGGUUUCACCAGUGUCCACAGACACUAUUAUAUUAGUCCUGAGCAGCACUUGCCUCGUAUGAGUGCUCUCCUGGUUAUUAUAAAAGACUUUGGUUUGCCUAAAUACAGAACUUUAAAUAUAAAAUUGGAGGAAGUGUAUCUCCUGUUGCUCAUAGCCAUGACAAUCUUCUCUAAACUAACGGCCAGUGCUCCAAAGCAUAAAUGAAAAAUAAAGGUCUUACUCCAUGGCAGAACCAGAGGAAAGAAGCUCCCAUCUGAAACUUGCUUGCCUGCAGCCAGCGUAGUAAAACACAGUGAGAUGCCAUCAUACACAGUGCCACGGUACCGAGGUGAGGAGGCUCCAGAGCCACGAACCCACCAAAGGUCUGAACCAUAUGUUGGCAGCGUUAACGGCAGUUACAGCUCCUUUCCCUCCCCCCACAACCACCUGGGCAACUUCUGUACUUGGCGUACCUGCUGACUUCACCCACUGCUUCUGUUAAGAUCCUCUUCAGCCUGGACUUAGAAAAAAAGCAUAUUCUGAAUUCCUCUUAAAGCGCAGGACUGAGGGAGCCUUGGAUUACAGCCGUCAGAGCUGCAGGCUCGGGCAGGUAUCCCCUGUGAGGGCUCACCAGCUCAGAGGUACCAGGGUACCGCCUGGAUGGGACGGAAAGGCUGCUAAAGGUCCUCUGGCUCUGGGGUGAGUGGGGUGGAGCACCACACAGGAAAGGUUCUCAGCUUGACAACCUGAGCAACCAAAGUCCAUAGGACGGGAAAGCAACUGGAGCAGCCUGGUAGCUUUACAGAGCAAAUGUCCCCAGUGGCUCCAAAGAGGGCAGCAAGGGACAUCGGUGGGGGGCUGGAUGUGCUGGAGAAGGCAGUAGGAUAGGGAAGGAAGUUCUCAUUUAUAAAGGUACUAUGGCUUUUCAUACGGCCAGAGCCAACUCAGCCUGCCAAGGAAGGGAGAGGCACGAGCCCUUCAUAAAAUAUCUCUUUCUGUCAGCCCUCACGUUCAGCUGUUCAUCCCUUCUUCAGUCUCAGGCUUCUUCAGAAGUGCUCAACAACUGACAGAGGACAGCCUUGCAGCUAGAAAUCACACAGACGCUCCCCUUCUCCUUACCAAAGGCAAAAGUCCUUCUCUGGCCCGGCAGCCUGACAGAGGGGUGAUUUGCUCUCCUGCUUUUCUUUCUUCCUCUUGGGAAAGAAGCAGAACACAGCUCCUCCUUAACCACACACCGAAAGGCCCCAGCUGCUGGCAAGGCAAGGAGAAGAGGCAACGGUGGCCUGGUAUUGACCAUGUGUCAUGGUGUGUGAGAACGAUGCCAAUGGCCACUGAAGGCUGCACACCCAAACAGCACCAGAGCAGUUUUCUCACAGGGGUCCACCCCACCUUUCAGUUAGACCCUGACACAUUGACUCUAUGUAAUAGUCAACAUCGGGUCCUCCAUGACUGAACCAAGCUGGAGCCAUGGCCAAGACUUUCCUGAAACAUCUUUUACAAAUAUCACCAACCACAUUACACCCCACUCCCCAGCCCACAGAGAUCCUGCCAGGAGGUAAACCUAGUAAAUUCAGUGGGACUACUCUCCCACACAGCAAUGCCUACAUUCAAGGAGUAGGGAGAUAAGUAACCACCAGUUCCCUUUUUUGGUCUCAUUCUUUAAGCAAAGUAAAAAUAAAGAUGGACAGACACUGGGAAAAGUCCAUUUGCUGCAUUUGGGGUAAUUAAGACAGUGAGCAUUUGUGGUACCUGCCCUUGUAGCUAACGUGACCCAUAGAGCACCCAACACGCAGUCCAGGGCAACAAGAGUUUUGUCUGUUGAGAAAGCUAUAUCAUAGUGUUUCGCUUGUUAAUUAAUAGCUUUAAGCAGUAUAAGAAUGGAGGCAAAAAGAUGAUUAAUGUUUCUACCUAAUAAUUGCUGUAUGUUGAAAUGUGUAUUUAUUUAAUUUAUAAUUUGGAUCUACGAGAGAAGGAGAGAUUUACAAGAAGCCUAUUUCAUUUCUCUGUAUUCCAGGAACCACUGUGGAGAUUUCUUGU